AUGUCAGGCCAUGACUCGUCUGGACCGGCAGUGCGCCACGAGAGACCUUUCAUCUUUCCUUGGAACCGUAGGCUACGACACCUCCAUGGCGUCUCCUUGCGCAAUUUGGACCUCACGACCACUCCGUCUCGGCAGAGAGGCAAAACCAUAACCGACGACGAUGCGCCGUACAAUCUUGACUCGCCCACCAAGCGAGCACUCCGGGGAGACGCACACAAGCUGACCCACAGCUCAUCCUUCACAAAUGUCGUCGAGGCGAAGAACCACCGCCCGGGCUCACUGCAGAAGGCAGCAACAGCAUACAGUAAUGAUGGGAGAUCCCCAACAGCACGGCCGGUGGGUCGCAUGCGUCGGCGAAGCACACUGCACUGGAAUUCUGCUACUCCACGAGCACGACAGGAAAAGCUACGAGACCUGACAGCGCACAGGCUGAUCGAUACCUGGUUCACAUUGCACUCAACCACUUCGUCAGAUCCGAUCUAUGUAAGUGAGAUCAUGGAGAGAAGCAUGAACCCAAGCUUCGCCUUCUUCGACCUCGACGCAUUAGGACCCAACAUCUCGAGAAGCGAUGCCUGUUUGCUUCGUGUCUGGGCAAAGCGCUCAGAAGGCACGGAUUGGGCUGUUCUCCUCGAGAUAUCAUUGAAUCUUCGGUCAAUGCAAUUUAUUGGGAAGACACUUGAUGCCUUCCAUCAUCCACUGCCAGAGAAUUGCGUCCUUCUUCACCUGUCCGACGGAAUCUAUACCUCUUUCACCGACAUGCCCGCUGGCAGCAAAAUGUUCCCUUACGAGAAGGACACCAAGGGGGAGCGAACACAGACUGGAAGCUCGUUUGAUUCUCUGAUGCAGUUGGCCAACUUGGAUGAAUGUAUUCAGGACGCUCUGAAGGAGCGUAAGCGGCUGGAGGAAGACGUGGAUGAGCUUUUGCGCCAACAGAACCCUGCCAGAGAUCGUGAUCAGGCAAUUCUGUCUCAGCGAGAUCGCGUCAGCACGGCUCGUGCUGCGGUGGAAGCCGUGAACAAGCAGAACGCGCAUUUACAACGACGCAUUGACGAAUUACGUCGCAACCUCAAGGCUCGACGCGAUGCUGUGAAAUUUGCGGCACAGUCUCCCGAUGCUAAUGCGCCGGGUCGGCGAGGCCUGAUGGUCGUGUUCCCAAUCGAAGCCAUCAAGAACAAAGCCUUGCAGUUUACUAUUCGAAGUAUACAUUUACCAAAUUCGACAUUCGAUGACACGAAUCGAGACGAGAUUGCAGCUGCGUUUGGCUUCACGACACAGCUGGUUCAACACCUGUCCCUGUAUCUGCGCUGCGGACUACCAUAUCCAUUAGAAGUCAAUUCCUCUCAGUCGUGGAUCGAAGAUCCCAUCUCGGCUGGUCUGACGCAGCGACGCUAUCCGCUCCACCCCACGAGCGUCGCCUAUAAAUUCGAAUAUGGAGUCUUCUUGCUCAACAAGAACAUCGAGAUCCUGAUGAGCAAAGCUGGUUUACGAGUCCUGGAUAUUCGGCAUACUCUGCCGAACCUGAAAUAUCUGCUAUACGUACUAACCGCUGGCUCUGGCGAUCUGCCAGCCAGGAAAGCUGGCGGGAUCAGAGGCCUGCUUGGCGGGAAGGCGACCCCAACGAUAUCGCGUCGUACGAGUGAGGAUAGCGUGCAGGGUAGUCACGAACUCUUGAAGCAUGUUCAGGCCAACGGUGGAGCUGUGGCGAAGGAGAAGCCUGCAGAGCUGUACUCGGCGUCGCCGCCAUCGAGGCUCGUGUAUCGACAUAGCAACCUUCGAGAAGCAUAG
This is a messenger RNA of Cyphellophora attinorum, 1785 nucleotides long. RefSeq names its product UV radiation resistance-associated protein. The transcript has 3 exons. The record is from RefSeq and is a predicted model, not a curated record. Gene Ontology annotation, cellular component: lytic vacuole; phosphatidylinositol 3-kinase complex, class III, type II; endosome. Gene Ontology annotation, biological process: SNARE complex assembly. The coding region runs from base 1 to 1785 and encodes 594 amino acids. Gene Ontology annotation, molecular function: SNARE binding. Lineage: Eukaryota; Fungi; Ascomycota; Eurotiomycetes; Chaetothyriales; Cyphellophoraceae.